GAGAGAGAGAGAGAGAAGAACGAAACUUAAGUUUGAAAAAAGUAAUAAAAUGAAUGGACCUAUAGCAUGGGCAAAAUUUGAAGAUUAGGUUAGAUAAUCUAACCUAAGAAUGUUUCGCUCGUAAGGUGAACACAUGCAUGUUGUUAAAGAUAUUUUGGACACAUUGGAGAACUGCUCAGUAGCAAAUCAUAUAUUAAUAUCAAGAACGUAAUAAUCCUGACGUUUAACUAAUGAUGAAAUAAGUAAUUGAUAAUAAUUAUCAAAAUAAAUUAUUAAAGUAAAUGGUUUGAUAUUAAGAUUUAUCUUUUGAAUCAUUUAUCCAAUCAAUUCAGGACAAAAUAUAACAAAUAAAAAAGAAAAUAAAAAUUGUAUUGGAGACCGAAUAUCAUUAGUCAAAAUGUCUAAGCGUCCAGAACUUAUGGCACCACCUGAGGUGUAUUAUAAUGAGACAGAAGCUAAGAAAUAUACACAAAGCUCUCGUAUGAUGGAAAUCCAAGUACAGAUGUCUGAACGUGCAAUAGAACUUCUUAUGCUACCUGAGGAUCAGAGUUGUUUGCUUUUAGAUAUCGGUUGUGGAUCAGGUCUCAGUGGCAGCGUAUUGGAAGAUCAGGGACAUAUAUGGAUAGGCAUUGAUAUCUCUUCAGCUAUGCUUGAGGUAGCUGCUGAAAAAGAAUCAGAUGGUGACUUGAUCUUAGGAGAUAUAGGUCAUGGAUUACCAUUUAAACCUGGCUCGUUUGAUGGAGCUGUUAGUAUUUCUGCGCUUCAAUGGUUAUGCUAUGCAAAUAAAGCUUCACACAAUCCUACGAAACGUUUAUAUCGAUUCUUUUCAACAUUAUUUGCAUGUCUAUCGAGGACUGCAAGAGCGGUAUUGCAAUUUUAUCCAGAAAAUAGUGAACAAGUUGAAUUAAUUACUGCACAAGCUACAAAAGCUGGCUUUUUUGGUGGCGUGGUUGUGGAUUUUCCAAAUAGCACAAAAGCAAAGAAAAUGUUCUUGGUUUUAAUGACUGGUGGAGCUGCUUCACUCCCAAAGGCAUUAGGUACAGAGAAAGAAGAUAGACAAACCAUUGCUAAUUCAAAAAGGGAAUACAUAAAAAAAGCUAAGGGUAAACCAUUGAAAAAAAGUAGGGAUUGGAUUAUAGAAAAGAAAGAAAGACGGCGAAGACAAGGAAAAGAAGUUAGAAACGAUACAAAGUACACCGGACGAAAAAGAUCUGGACGAUUCUAAGAUAUAUCUUAUUAGCAUAAAAAUUAUAUUAAAUAAGUUUGCAUUAUAAAAAUAAAGUUUAUAUUAUAAUAAAAAAAUUUAUAAAAACUUAAA
Molecule: messenger RNA, 1318 nt
Organism: Pogonomyrmex barbatus (red harvester ant)
Lineage: Eukaryota; Metazoa; Arthropoda; Insecta; Hymenoptera; Formicidae
Product: 18S rRNA (guanine-N(7))-methyltransferase
Biological process (GO): rRNA (guanine-N7)-methylation
Cellular component (GO): nucleolus
Molecular function (GO): rRNA (guanine) methyltransferase activity
Source: RefSeq, a predicted model, not a curated record